This is a messenger RNA of Aspergillus candidus, 5115 nucleotides long. RefSeq names its product chromatin segregase YTA7. NCBI's taxonomy places the organism in Eukaryota, Fungi, Ascomycota, Eurotiomycetes, Eurotiales, Aspergillaceae. The record is from RefSeq and is a predicted model, not a curated record. The coding region runs from base 1 to 4908 and encodes 1635 amino acids. The transcript has 2 exons. Gene Ontology annotation, cellular component: nucleus. Gene Ontology annotation, biological process: positive regulation of transcription by RNA polymerase II. Gene Ontology annotation, molecular function: ATP hydrolysis activity; ATP binding; chromatin binding.
AUGCCUCGCUUCAAACGCCCCAUCGAAGAUCUCGCCAACAAGUCCGACUCGGACGACGAUGAUUACAGCGACCACCCCGUCCGCGCCGCCCCGCGCCCCAAAUCCAAGAAGAAGGCCAAGCCCGCCAAGAAGAAAGCCCGCCGCGCCUCCGACGACGACCUCUCCGACGAAGAUCUCUUCGAUGAGGCCGACGAACUCUCCUACGAGGAGUCCGACGAGGAUGAGGACGACCAAAAUGCCCAGAGGAAUGCUCGCGGCCUCGUCGCCCGACGCGCCGCCACCAAGCGCCCCGCCUACAACGAGGACGAGACCAGCAGCAUCGAGGACGAUCCCGACGAGGACGCCGACGGCGACAGCGAGCCCGUCCCGUCCCCCCGGAAACGAAAAAGCGCCGUCGUCACUCUCAAGGUCGGCGAUGCGCUCAAGCGCCAACCGCCCGAGGACCACCAACUCGCCCAUCGCCGCAUCACCCGGCGGACGCGCGGCGCCUCCGAGGACAUCUACGCCCUGACCAACUCGGGUCGCCAUAUGGAGACGGUCGAGCGUGCCACCCUCAGCCCCGACGCUGACAUGGCGCGCCGGGGCCGGCGCGGGUCCCGAGCCGCGAAGCGCACCCCGGGAUUCGCCGCCAAGCCCGACGACCUCGACGUUAUCGAUGAGACCACCAUGGAGAUCAAGGGCUCCCAACCCGAGAUCAUGGAAAGCGACGUACCCGUCAGCUUCGACGAGAGUCUUACGGCGGCCGCCCGGCCCGCCACCCAGGGCGACCCCUCCGUCGUCCCCGAAUCCGAAAACGGAGACGUCAAGAACGGGGUGGGCGGUGCGGAUGACGACGAGGAUGACGAGGACGAGGGCCCCGUGGCCCGGCGGAGAACCCGACGCGGUCGCUCCCAGCCGGCCGCGGACCCCGACGAGGAGGACGCCGGGGCGCUGCGUCGGUCCAGCCGCAAGAAGCCCCGGAGCUCCCAGCGCCAAAACGACGAAGGCAGUGAUUUCGAGCCCGAGGAGGAAGAAUCCAACGACGAUGAGGAUGAGGACGAGCUAGGGAAGUCGCAGGCGUCCCCCCGCAAAGCGAGUCAGGUACCAGACGAGGACGAGGCGGACAGCACCGCCGGUCGUCGACCGGGCCUGCGCAAACGGGCGUCGCGCUCCCGCGGCCAUUCGGAAGCGACAGGCGACAUCGCCGAAGAGCUGGCCGAGGAGUUGCACGACCUACGUGGCGGGCGGCCCCGCCGGCGUGUGCAGACCGAUAUCGUCUACGAAAAGCCCCGCCGCACCCGCAAGGAUGUCGAUUACCGGAUCAUCCGCCCCGACCUGAUCCUCCCCAUCGAGGAGGCCGAGAACGAGGUCAACGAGUCGCCCUCGCGUCGCGGCGGCCGCGGGGGUGGUGGUGGCGGCGGCGGCGCCUGGCAGCGCUCGCUCUUCCCCACCUUUGGGCCCUUCGGCGGCAGCGGACCGUCGGCGAUCUUGGGACCCCCCGGGGCACCGGCCACCAUCGGUGGCGCCGACAGCGACAGCAGCGACGACGAGGUCACGCCGCACGCGCGGGGAUCCGCGUCGGGCCCCGCGUUACCCGGUGCCGGGCUGCUCCCGGCCCAGACCAACACCAACGAGGCAGCGCCGGGCCUGUCAGGGACGCCUGCGAAUCUUGGCAAACUUAAAGACCGGCAGACCCUGGCCGAUGCAGACCCGCUCGGUGUCGACACCACGGUCAACUUCGACAGCGUCGGUGGCCUGCAGGGCCACAUCGACCAGCUUAAGGAGAUGGUCUCCCUCCCACUGCUGUAUCCGGAGAUCUUCCAGCGCUUCCACAUCGUGCCCCCGCGGGGAGUGCUCUUCCACGGGCCGCCGGGUACGGGUAAAACCCUCCUCGCCCGCGCGUUGGCCAACAGCGUCAGCUCCGAGGGCCGGAAGGUGACCUUUUACAUGCGCAAGGGUGCCGAUGCCUUGAGCAAAUGGGUUGGCGAGGCCGAGCGGCAGCUGCGGUUGCUCUUCGACGAGGCCCGCAAGACGCAGCCGAGUAUUAUCUUCUUUGACGAAAUUGAUGGUCUCGCCCCCGUGCGUUCCAGCAAGCAGGAGCAGAUCCACGCCUCCAUCGUGUCAACUUUACUAGCCCUGAUGGACGGCAUGGAUGGCCGCGGACAGGUGAUCGUCAUUGGCGCGACCAACCGGCCCGAUUCCAUCGAUCCGGCCCUCCGCCGGCCUGGUCGAUUUGACCGAGAAUUCUACUUCCCCCUCCCCAACACCGUGGGCCGGCGUGCGAUCCUCGACAUCCACACCAAAGGGUGGGAUCCUCCUCUACCGGGUCCCAUCAAGGAUGAGCUGGCGGAGAUCACCAAGGGCUACGGGGGUGCCGACCUCCGCGCGCUCUGCACCGAAGCCGCCCUGAACGCCGUCCAGCGGCGGUACCCGCAGAUCUACAAGUCGGAUCAGAAGCUCAUCAUCGACCCGAAGCAGAUCGACGUCACCCCGAAGGAUUUCAUGAUCGCCGUCAAGAAGAUGGUGCCGUCGUCGGAGCGGUCCACGUCGUCGGGCGCGUCCCCGUUACCCAAAGAGAUGGAGCCGCUCCUGCGGCAGCCGCUGGCCGAGAUCCAGGAGGUGCUGUCCGAGCUGCUCCCGCAACGAAAGCGGCUCACGGCCCUGGAAGAAGCGCAGUUCGAGGAGCCCGAGGGGUCGGGGAGCUUCCAGCGGGAGCAAAUGCAGCAAGAAUUCGACCGAUCCCGCGUCUUCCGGCCGCGGUUGUUGCUGCGCGGUUCGCUCGGCAUGGGCCAGCAGUACCUCGCCGGCGCGGUCCUCCACCGCUUCGAGGGACUGCACGUCCAGUCGUUCGACCUUCCCACCCUUCUCAGCGACUCCACGCGGUCCCCCGAAGCCGCCGUUAUCCAGCUCUUCGCCGAAGUCAAGCGGCACAAGCCCAGCGUGAUCUACAUCCCCAACCUCCACAGCUGGUCCGAGACCGUGGGGCCGUCCGUCAUCUCCACGUUCCUGGGUCUCCUCCGGUCUGUGCCCCCGACCGAUCCCGUCCUGCUGUUCGGCGUCCUCGAAUCGACCGGCGAGGUCGAUGCCACGCUGGUGCGCCAUCUGUUCGGGUACUCGCGGCGGAAUCUCUUCGACCUGCCGGCGCCGGGCCACGAGGCGCGCUACGAGUAUUUCACCAAGGUCGCCGACUACGUCCAGACCUCUCCUGCGCACUUCCCUGACCCGGAACAUCGCAAGCGGAGGGAACUGGAGACGCUGGAGGUGGCGCCACCCCCGCCGCCGCCCGCGCCCCUCCCGCCGAACAAGGAGCAACUCAAGGCCCAGAAGAAGAAGGACCACCAGACGCUCAACCUGCUGAAGAUCCGGAUCCAGCCUAUCAUGGACCAGAUCAAGAAGUACAAGCGGUUCCGGACGGGGGUGAUCGACGAGAGUCAGAUUCGCUAUCUGUGGGAGGAGGAAGAUCCGAACAUCGUGACGAGCGAUCUCCCGAUCGAGCAACGCACCACCUUCCGCCCGUUCGAGAAGGCAUACGACAAGCACGCGACGCCGGGUCUGCGGGAGACCGUGUCGGGUAAGUUCUUCUACAACAUGGAGAUUGUCACCAUUGAGAAACGCCUGUCCAAUGGGUACUACAAGCGUCCCAAGGACUUUUUGGCGGACAUCAAGCGCAUGGCGAAGGAUGCGCGGCAGCUGGGCGAUCAGGAACGGAUCCUGCGGGCCAACGAGCUGCUCUCCAACGUGGAGGUGGACAUCGCUACGAUCGAGCAGGCCGAGCCGCAGCUGGUGGCCGAGUGCGAGCACGUCUACGAACGGGAGCUCGAGCGCGAGCGAAUCGCGUUGGAGAAGGCCCGGCGCGCCGAGGCGGAGAACGGGCUGAUCGGUCGGGAACCCCCCCACCUGGUCCCGCACGGCAACACCGAGUCGGAUCCCUCCAGCGGGCCCGUGCACCUGGGGCAAUCCUUCCCCGGCAGCCCAUCAAAAGGAGGACGGGCGCGACCGGUCACGCCGACGCGGCCGUCGUCGGUGAGCUUCCUGACCAACGGCUACCACGGGGGCGGCGGGUCCGACCUCAACGAUCUCAGCCACGAGUCGCACACGUCGCGACCCGACGGCGACGGGGACACCUACAUGACCAAUUCCGAGGAGCACUCGGGAGACCGCGACACGCAGGGGAGCUCGUUCGGCCCGUCGGCCCAGCCGCGACCGGCUUACUCGCACACGGCGCCGUCGCAGCAGACGCGGCGGGAGUCGGGGCUCUCGAGUUUCUCGCAGAAGGGUCCAGUGACACCCAUGGCGCCGGGGUCGCAGCCACACGAGUACGCCAACGAGGCCUCGACGACGCAGACGACGUCCGACAAGAAGUCUGAGCAGUCAUCGGUGCCACAUCCCGCCCCCGCGAGCCCGGGGGCCAUCCACGGGCGGCACGAGUACCCAGACCUGACGGAGUAUCCGGACCGCGUGUCGCAGGAGGAGCAUCUGCCCGACACGCAGCAAGGGGACAGCAGCCAGCCGUCGCCGCGACCGCGCGAAUCGGACGUGGGGGCGGCAGCGAACAAGGCCCAGCCGCCGGUGCCCCUGUUCGACGGGUCCCUCCAGCAGUCGACCCAACCCCCGCCGGCCACGCUUCAGUCGCUGCUGAACGACGAGGACCAGUCGCCCAAGCUGAUCCUGGAACCAGGGUACAUCAAGACGCUGCACGAGCAGCUCACACAGCGGACCAGCGGAUGCUCAGUGGAGCAGCUGGAGCAGAUCACCUCGUGUCUCAUGGACUACCUGUGGCAGACGCGGGGCGAAUGGAACCGCACCAAGGUGGCGUGUGGGGUGGGAGAUGUGUUCAACGCGGUGUUGGAGGAUAUGCAGUCGAUGCAGGAGAUAGGACCGAUCAGCCAGAAGACGAAGGAGCAGUUGUCGUCGGUGUAUUCUGAGUAGUCUUUUGCCUUUCUUUUUUCUGAUUCUGCUUUGUUUUUUUUACGUUUCUUAUACCUCAUCUCGUCUGUCAUGUGUUUUCUGGCUAUCUAGACCGGGUCGACAUAGCCUGUCUGGAUGAUUUGUUUACUUAUUUUUUUUUCUUUUUUUAUUGCGGGUGGAUGUUAUGAUUAUCUUACAGCGUGGAAUGUGGAUUGGCCUGGAUAUAGG